AUGAUAAUAACGAGUGAUGACACUAUUGGCAUUGAUGUUUUAAAAUCCCAAUUGCAACAACAAUUUGAGAUGAAGGAUCUUGGACCUCUUCGCUAUUUUCUUGGUAUUGAAGUAGCUCAUUAUCCCAAAGGUUAUCUUCUAUCUCAGUCUAAGUAUGCAGCAGACGUCAUUGACAGAGCUCGUCUCACUGAUACUCGGACACUUGAGACUCCUCUAGAACUGAAUGUUCAUUAUAGUUCUACUGAUGGUGUUCCUUUAGCAGAUUCCACUUUAUAUCGAGCGAUAGUUGGCAGUUUAGUGUAUCUCACAAUCACUCGACCUGAUAUUGCCCAUGUUGUUCGAAUUAUAAGUAAGUUUGUAUCCUCUCCUAUUACUGUGCAUUGGGCUGCAGUUUUUUGUAUCUUGCGCUAUCUUCGGGGUACUUUGCACCAGAGUUUAUUAUUUUCUUCUACAUCAACUUUGGAGCUUAGAGCUUUUUCUGAUGCUGAUUGGGCUGGGGAUCCCACAGAUCGCAAGUCUACCACUGGUUUCUGUAUUUUUCUAGGUGAUUUUCUCAUUUCCUGGAAAUGUAAGAAGCAAACAGUUGUUUCUCACUCUUCUGCUGAAGCUGAGUGUCGUGGCAUGGCUGAUAAUACAACGGAGGUAGUUUGGUUACGAUGGUUGCUUGCUGAUUCGGGUGUUUCUUUGUAUGCUGCAACGCCUAUGUACUGUGAUAACAAGAGCGCCAUUCAGAUUGCAUACACCGGCCUCCAGAAGAUCUUCACACUAUGA
Molecule: messenger RNA, 771 nt
Organism: Cornus florida
Lineage: Eukaryota; Viridiplantae; Streptophyta; Magnoliopsida; Cornales; Cornaceae
Exons: 1
Coding region: 1-771 (256 amino acids)
Source: RefSeq, a predicted model, not a curated record